This is a messenger RNA of Corvus hawaiiensis (hawaiian crow), 988 nucleotides long. RefSeq names its product claudin-16-like. Gene Ontology annotation, cellular component: bicellular tight junction; plasma membrane. The transcript has 6 exons. Gene Ontology annotation, molecular function: structural molecule activity. Lineage: Eukaryota; Metazoa; Chordata; Aves; Passeriformes; Corvidae. The record is from RefSeq and is a predicted model, not a curated record. The coding region runs from base 160 to 900 and encodes 246 amino acids. Gene Ontology annotation, biological process: bicellular tight junction assembly; cell adhesion.
GUGCUGUGUAUCUCUGACUCCAUUAGAUUAGUCAAGAUCCAAUCCCAUCAGCACUUAAAAGCCUUCCAGACCUACAUCCCUAUCCCAAAUCAUCAGCAACAAAGAGAUUCUGUCAUCAUCCCACUGCAACAAGGAUGAGCCUGCGGUGAAGGUCACCCCAUGAGUGCAGCCCUGCAGGUGACAGCAUUUGGGCUUGCACUUCUCUCAACACUCUUCCUACUCCUGGCCACGUGCACAGACUGUUGGAUGGUCAAUGCUGAUGACAGCUUGGAGGUGAGCAGAGAAAUCACCUGGAAGGUGAGCAGAGUGGCCACCUUUAAGGUGAGCAGAGCAAUCAUCAUUCUCAAGGUAAGUCACAAAUGCCGGGGCCUUUGGAGGGAGUGUGUCACCAACAUGCAGGACGGAGUCAGGACCUGCGACCAAUAUGACUCCAUUCUGGCUGACCACCCAGUGAAGAUCGUGGUGACACGGACCCUGAUGAUCACAGCGGAUCUGCUGGCUGGCCUGGCUUUGGCUACACUGGUCCUUGGGCUUGACUGCAUCACGUUCCUCAAUGAAGAUCCUUGUGUCAAACUGAAGAUGUGCUAUGGAGCUGGAGUCAUACUUGGCGCUGGGAGUAUCCUGGGGCUCAUAGGCUCCGUGUGGUAUGCGGUGGACGUCUACCUGGAGAGGGCCAUGCUGGUGUCACACAAUAUAUUCCUGGGAGUCCACUACGACUUUGGGUGGUCAUGCUGGCUGGGGAUGGCUGGCUCCACUGGCUGCUGUGUGGCAUCUGUCCUGCUGACCUGCUGCCUCUAUGCCUGCACAGCCCCCAGCAGCUGCUGUCAACCCCAGAGGCAUCCUCAGCCCCAGGGCCGAACAGCCACCAGCAAGAUGUACGCCAUGGAUUCCCGUGUGUGAUGGCCAGCAGCACCUCCUGCACCCAGCUCUGAUACGGGACACUCUCCCUGCCAGUCCGACCCCAUUAAAGCACUAGCACCUCUACUGA